AGACUGAAUUACUGUUACCUCUCAGAGAGAAGCUGUGAAGCUCUGGCCUCAGUUCUCAGCUCCCAGUCCUCUAAUCUGAGAGAGAUGGAUCUGAGUAACAACAACCUGCAGGGUUCUGGAUUCAAGCUGCUGUUUUCUGGACUGAAGAGUCCAAACUGCAAACUGGAAACUCUCAGACUUGGUGGCUGUUUGCUCUCUGAGGCUGAAUGUGAAAUUUUGGCCUCAGCUCUGAAGUCCAACCUUCAUCUGACUGAAGUGGAAAUAGAGAAGAUCUAUGGAGAUGGAAUCUAUGAAUACUUUAGAGAGUGUGAAAUGAAUCAUGUGUGUGAGAUACUGGAGAGUUCAAUCUGCAAAGUGAAGAAACUGAGAUUGAUGAACUGCAGUUUCUCAGAGAUCAGCUGGGCUUCUCUGGGCUCAGCUCUGAAGUCUAAUCCAUCCCAUCUGACAGAACUGGACCUGGGUGGAACCAACCUGGACCCUGGAAUGAAGGAGCUCAGUGGGUUUCUCCAGUAUCCCCUCUGCAAACUACAGACAUUGAUAUUGAUUCACUGUGGUUUGACAAAGAUCAGCUGUUCUGCUCUGGUCUCUGCUCUGAAGUCAAACCCCUCACAUCUGGAAUACCUGGACCUGGAGAACAACAACCUGAAGGAUUCAGAUGUUCAGCAGCUGCAGGAUCUUGUAGAGAGUCCAGACUACAAACUGAAGCGUCUGUGGAGGUGAUGAUCUUAGUAGAGGAGAGAAGCUGAUCUGUGUCCUGAUGAUCCACAGAGGUUGAAGCUGCAGCAGUUUGAGUUUAAAGAGACUCUGACUGGAUCCUGAUGAUGAACUCUGAGUUUAGAGAUUUUUCUCCUCUUUAUUUGAUCCUGUCUGUCAUUCAGUGUCUGAUAUUGUUUUUCUCUUUGGAACAAUGGAGAUGAAAUUCAAACUAAGCUCCAUUUAGUGGCUCCAUGGAGGUUUGAUCUGAAUCUGAUCAAACUGUAAAGUUGAUCUUUUUUCUCUCUGAUUCAUUUUCAGUCUGUAACCCAGAAAUCUGAAAUAAAGCUCAAUUCUAAAGUUUUCAGGCUGCAUGUUUGCUUCAUUGUGAUGCAGUUUUUGGAUGUUUUUGAUUCUAUUCCAGAUGUUUCCUGCAGAUGUUUGGGCAGCUCUGCUCAUCUGAUCUGUUGCUGCAAACAGCUCAGUGAGGUCCCACUACAACACUUAGACCCAGAAAGGGAACAAUCGUUCUGCUGACUAAUGGCAGCUGAGAUAAGAAGGAUGGUCAGAGCCAGAGAAGGGUGCAGGUGGAGAAGGCAGGCACAUCAACAGUUACUUAUCAGAAACUGGAGGAAAUGUGAUUGUAUUCUAUUUUAUUGUAAGUCAUAGAUCGGAAAGUUUUUCUACUUUUUGUUUUUCUUGCUUUAAUAAAAAGCCUUUUGUCAUCGUUUGUCUUGUAGUAUUUUCUGAUGAAUUUGGUCCCACACUUUACUGAAUCACUCAAAACGCAUCCAAAUGAUAAGUCUGUGCAGAACGUACAAUGAGUGAGGGGCGAUGGAGGCUGGAGAAGGCUGGACCUGUUUGAAUCUAUUACUGCGCUCUUCCAGCCUCUUUAUUUUCACGGCCUCAGCUGCUGAAAUCGAACACACCCUUUAUUAAGUGAUUCAUUUAAUGAGGAACACCUGAGGCUCUAGUGAGGUUUAAACAAAGCUUCUCUGGUUAAAACAAAGAGCCCACAUGGUUAAAAAAAGAACAAAAAGCCACUUUCACAGAUCGUAUUUUUCUGGCAGGUUUUAAUUGAAGCAAAACACAGAGACAUGCUACGAAGUCUAGUUCCCGGGUGAUGAUUCCUUAUUAUUCAGUCAUUUUUUUGGGUCUGCUCUCCUGAAUCUAGACUGGAUUCAUUUGACUGAUGCUCAUUUUU
This is a messenger RNA of Cyprinodon tularosa, 1897 nucleotides long. RefSeq names its product NACHT, LRR and PYD domains-containing protein 12-like. The transcript is spliced from 5 exons. NCBI's taxonomy places the organism in Eukaryota, Metazoa, Chordata, Actinopteri, Cyprinodontiformes, Cyprinodontidae. The record is from RefSeq and is a predicted model, not a curated record. Gene Ontology annotation, molecular function: protein binding. Bases 85 to 720 code for a protein of 211 amino acids.